AUGAACAUGGUGGAGCAGAUGUUGGACACGGCAAGUCUGCGGACCAAGAAGAAGCAGCGAACCCAACAGGCACGGAGGUACGGGUUCGCCUGCUCAAAUUGCAGAAGGAAAAAAGCACGAUGCAAUGGAGCCACGCCGGCGUGCGACAAAUGCGUUGCAUCUCGGGAAACGUGUGAAUAUGACAGAGGGCCUUCGGUAGCAUAUGCAGCCUCUCUGGAGAAACGACUCAAGGCAUUUGAAGAAAGAUUCGAAAAGCUACGUCAAAGUAGCGCUGUCGAAGACCGUGACGCUCUGAUUCAAGAACCGUUUGAAGAUGUCAAGCCAGAACGGGCGCGGGCCCCAUUGUCCCUGACGACCGGUCUCGAAAGGCAAGACAAUGAGGCGCAGGAGCAUGAAGCACUAUCAUCUCCGUCUCCCGCACCCCAGAAUGAGCCGCCUGUCGAGACUUCCAUAGGUGCAGACGGCCGCAUCUGUUUCUAUGGCAAGACAAGUCAUUACCAUGUCGAUCCCCAGGAUGAUGGCAAAAGAGAAGACCUGUUGCCUGAGGGCGACGAGCAGCAAGCGCUGAACAUGGGCGUGUCAACCGCUUCAGCCAUUUAUACCACGCCAGAACUCCAUCUGUUUGUUGACGCAGUGCCGCAGCUUCUGUCGGAGAUAUCCGCCGAGCUGUUGGAUCAUUUCUUGGAUGCGUACUGGUGUUGGUCCCAUCACCUACAUCUAGUGCUAAACAAACGGUUGUUUUUGCGAGACUUAUACACUUCCGGCCCUUCAGUGACCCCUUUUCUGAUCAGCGCUAUCCUCGCGCAAGCCGCACGAUAUUCCACUAGGCCCCAGGCCUCUCAUCUUGGAGAUCAUUUUGCUGGCCGAGCCUUGCACUUGCUUCCAAACGACAUCGACAAGGGCAGCUCUAUUCCUACUAUCCAAGGGUUGCUCAUACUUUCAGCCCGAGAAUGCGCCUGUGGGAGAAUCUCGCAAGGAUGGCUCUACUCCGGUAUGGCCUUUCGGAUGAUGCGUGAUCUCGGGAUCCACAUUGAACCUAGGAAGAUGGGAUAUCUUUCGCGGCAAUUUUCGGAGGAGGAUCUCGCUCUGCGCCAGCAAGUGUUCUGGAGCUGCUUCACCUGGGACAAGACUAUGAGUCUCUGUCUGGGCAGAGCGCCUAUCAUCCAUGACACGAUUGAUGUCCCGUCUAGAGAGAGCUUGCUCGACGGUGCUGAAACGGACGAAGAGGAGUGGGUUCCGGUCCUCGGUAAAGAGACAGACUCAACGCCGAGCUUCAUUGAGCAGAAGUCUCUUGGGAGUGCACGCUUUGCUGCAUAUUGUAGGUUAUGCACAAUCAUCGAUGGUGUGUUGGAUGGUCUUUACUGCCGGCCUCAUCAGUCCAGGCGAGACCAUCUCCUUGCGUUUCUUGAUAGCACAAUCAGGAAGCUCGAACAGUGGUCGACCAGUCUCCCUCGGGGCCUCUUCAUGUCACCGGAUAGCAGAGUCGUUCUCUGCCCCCCAAUCCACAUCUUGCUCCUCAAUCUCACAUAUCACGCCACCGUGAUCCUCCUAUGUCGACCGUACCGAAAUAUAUCGCUUCAAGCAAAGGAAUUGUGCACCAAAGCCGCACAAAUGAUCGAUACGCUCUUCACAUUGCAUGUUCGGCGAUUUGGGUUCCGGUUCAUUACAUACCUCCAAACGUAUACCAUGUUCGUGGCAUGCACGAUAAACGUCUUGGAUUUGAAGGAAAACGAGUCCAAUAGUCGGGAUGCAAAUGGGACAGCCUCUCGAGAGAAAUGCUUCGCUCUCGCUCAGGAAGCAAGUGUAAGAUUGAACUUUGGACUUGAAGUCCUGCGACAGGCGGGCGCCACACCCUCGGCAGCAAGGUGUGCUGCAGUCAUUGUACAGCUUCUCCGACAAUGGUCGAACAAGCAGGUGGAGUCGACGGUGCGCAGCCAGCGACAACGGCGGCCUUCUGAACACAUCUCAUCGCCACAUUCGAGACGGCAAGCGAGCAUAUGCCUACCACAGGCAGGGAAUGUCUCACACGGAAAUGUGGCCGGGUCAGGACACCCCAACCAGAGCUUUCAGCACAAUGCACACUUUAGAAACGAUUUGCUGCCUACGUCAACCCCAGGCGGUGCCGGUGAUAACGUCCUAUUUCCUGCGCUUGAAUCAACGCCAGCAUAUGCACAAGCACAUGGGCAAACGAUCAACGCGCAGUCCUCCCCUGACAUGUCCAACCCGAUGACUCUUGGGUUCGGCAGCAGCGGUGGUCUUCAAUCGCUUCGAUCAAGCAACAGUCCCUACGCUAACGCGCAUAUGCCAAACUUUGCCAAUCCGGGCAUUGAGACUCCCAUGCGGUGGUUGCCUGACAAUAUCCAAGACGACGGCAGCUGGAUGUUGAUGAUGGAUUUUGGGGACACCGUUAGCUUGUAG
This is a messenger RNA of Cladophialophora psammophila CBS 110553, 2418 nucleotides long. RefSeq lists its product as uncharacterized. Gene Ontology annotation, biological process: DNA-templated transcription; regulation of DNA-templated transcription. The record is from RefSeq and is a predicted model, not a curated record. Gene Ontology annotation, molecular function: DNA binding; zinc ion binding; DNA-binding transcription factor activity, RNA polymerase II-specific. NCBI's taxonomy places the organism in Eukaryota, Fungi, Ascomycota, Eurotiomycetes, Chaetothyriales, Herpotrichiellaceae. The transcript has 3 exons. Bases 1 to 2418 code for a protein of 805 amino acids.